AUGGCGGCCAGACUCGCUCUCAACUCGCGCACUCGACUGUUGCGCACACCCAAUCUACCUACCUCCUCUCGACUACUCUCUCUGAAUUCACGCUCGUCGCAACUCCCCCGGAUUCCGGCACUCCUUGCACCUGCUGUUAGAACCAUCCCAGCUGUCUCGGUGCGUCAUUAUGCCAAUGGCCGACCACACCCUCCCGGGGGUACGCACCGCAUGGACAUGAGCGGAGGGUCAGAGAAGCCUGCUUUGGAACAAUUUGGUACAGAUUUGACGGAGAAGGCGAAAGCGGGAAAGCUAGACCCGGUUAUUGGAAGAGACGCCGAGAUCCAUCGUACCAUUCAGGUUCUGUCUCGACGUACCAAGAACAAUCCCGUCUUGAUUGGCGCGGCUGGCACCGGUAAGACCGCUGUGUUGGAGGGUCUGGCCCAGCGCAUUGUGCAGGGAGAUGUUCCGGAGAGCAUCAAGAACAAACGCGUGGUCAGUCUGGACUUGGGAUCCCUGAUCGCAGGCGCCAAGUUCCGCGGUGACUUUGAGGAGCGUUUGAAAUCCGUGCUGAAGGAGGUCGAAGAUGCUGAAGGCAAGGUCAUUCUCUUUAUUGACGAGCUCCAUACCCUGCUGGGACUGGGCAAAGCCGAGGGCAGUAUCGACGCUAGCAAUCUCCUCAAGCCUGCUCUGUCCCGAGGUGAACUCCAAUGCUGCGGUGCCACAACCCUGAAUGAGUAUCGGUUAAUUGAGAAGGAUGUCGCCCUCGCCCGCCGAUUUCAGCCCAUCCUGGUCGGCGAACCGUCCGUUGCCUCGACCAUCUCCAUCCUACGUGGCAUUAAGAACAAGUACGAAGUCCACCACGGUGUCCGAAUUACCGAUGGUGCUCUCGUUGCCGCAGCUACCUACAGCAACCGUUACAUCACCGACCGAUACCUCCCAGACAAAGCCAUUGACCUGGUCGACGAAGCCGCAUCUGCACUCCGCCUUCAGCAAGAAUCCAAACCCGACGCGAUUCGGGAACUGGAACGUGAAAUCACAACAAUCCAGAUUGAACUUGAGUCCCUCCGCAAGGAAACCGACGUGAGCAGCCGCGAGCGUCGGGAUAAGCUUCAGGAAGACUUGAAGACCAAACAGGAGGAAGCUGCCAAGUUGACUGAAGUCUGGGAGAAAGAGAAGGCUGAAAUCGAUGGAAUCAAGCGCACAAAGGAAGAUCUGGAACGCGCUCGAUUCGAGCUCGAACAAGCCCAGCGUGAAGGCAACUUCGCCAAGGCAGGUGAGCUCAGAUAUUCUACCAUCCCUGACCUCGAAGCCAAAUUGCCCAAGGAAGGGUUCGAGCAGGAUGCUGAAAGGCAGACUCUGAUCCAUGAUUCCGUCACGGCCGAUGACAUUGGCAAUGUUGUCUCUCGGACUACCGGCAUUCCUGUCAACAAACUGAUGGCGGGAGAAGUCGAGAAGCUGAUUCACAUGGAGGAUAUCCUCCGGCGGUCAGUUCGUGGCCAGGACGAAGCUCUCUCUGCAGUAGCCAAUGCAGUUCGUAUGCAGCGGGCUGGCCUUAGUGGUGAGAAUCGGCCACUGGCUUCAUUCAUGUUCCUGGGUCCGACUGGUGUGGGCAAGACAGAACUCUGCAAGAAAAUGGCUGAGUUCCUUUUCUCCACCGAGACUGCAGUUGUGCGAUUUGACAUGAGCGAGUUCCAAGAGAAGCAUACUAUCAGCCGUCUGAUCGGCUCCCCGGCUGGUUACGUGGGUUACGAUGAUGCUGGCCAGCUUACCGAAGCAGUGAGACGCAAGCCAUAUGCUGUCCUUCUGUUCGAUGAGUUUGAGAAGGCGCAUCGGGAUAUCUCUGCUCUGUUGCUGCAGGUACUCGACGAAGGCUUCCUCACUGAUGCACAGGGCCACAAGGUGGACUUCAGGAACACUCUCAUCGUCCUGACCUCGAACCUUGGCGCUGAAAUUCUUGUCGGUGCGGAUCCCUUGCAUUCCUACAAGGACACCGGCGCCGCCGAGCUUUCGCCAGACAUCAAGAAGGCUGUGUUGGACGUUGUCCAAAGUGCCUACCCGCCUGAAUUCCUGAACCGUAUCGAUGAGUUCAUCAUUUUCAAGCGACUCUCGAAGGAAGCACUGCGGGACAUCGUCGACAUCAGGCUCAAGGAACUCCAAGGGCGCCUGGAUAGCCGUCGUAUGGUCUUGCAGGUGGAUGACGAGAUUAAAGACUGGCUGUGCGAGAGGGGCUACGAUACGAAGUUCGGUGCUCGCCCUCUCAAUCGGUUGAUUGCCAAGGAGAUUGGAAACCGGCUGGCCGACAAGAUCAUCCGUGGCGAGGUCACUUCUGGCCAGAUUGCUCGGGUUUCCCUCAAUGAUGAUAAGACUGGCCUGGUUGUGUCGACAGAGGGAGCGGAGGAAAACUCAUGA
This is a messenger RNA of Penicillium canariense, 2391 nucleotides long. RefSeq names its product chaperone ATPase HSP78 (gene hsp78). Gene Ontology annotation, cellular component: cytoplasm; mitochondrial matrix. Bases 1 to 2391 code for a protein of 796 amino acids. The transcript has a single exon. The record is from RefSeq and is a predicted model, not a curated record. Gene Ontology annotation, biological process: cellular response to heat. Gene Ontology annotation, molecular function: ATP binding; ATP hydrolysis activity. Lineage: Eukaryota; Fungi; Ascomycota; Eurotiomycetes; Eurotiales; Aspergillaceae.